AUGGCUGACAAUGAAGUGCCGCAAAUCUCUACUUUGGGUCCAGAGGAUGAAGACUUUGUUCAGCGUUCUUCGCAGUCUCCGACGAUAAGCACCGCCGUACCUGCAGGGAUGGGCAAAUUCCGUCUCAGCAAAAUAAAGUUACGUGUCCCCGAACCACCACCACCGCCCCUCGAGCAGCAAUCACAAACUGGCCCGAGCCGGGGAGAAGAAGAGGAAGAGGAUCAACUUAUGGAUGAUGAUUUAGGGAUUUCUAGUCACUCGUUCCCUCUAUCUGUCCCUACACCUAAACCAAAGCGCCUAAGAAAAAGUCGGGCAAAAAGUGGCAACCCCACGCUCGUCGCACCAACUCCUGCUGUUGAGAAUGCCUCCGCUCAUGAUGAAGAAAUUGCUCAACUUCUCGUUCCUGUGGAGCCCGAGGAUCCUUUGUCUCAGGGUGGAGAGCCGGCGGCGAUGAUGUCUGCGUGGCAAGUGCAGGUUCCCACUGUAAUGUCGGCACCAGGGAGCACGUCGGACGUGUGGGAUACACAGGAACCGGGGAAGACUCCAAAAAAGAAACCCUCAAAGGUAUCCAGCACACCUUUGAGCCAAUCAAAGCAAAAACGUGUCGCCCCGAAAAAAAUAGAGGAUUUUCCCAGUGCUGAAGGAACCCCUCAGCCAGCCGCAUCUUCGACGCCCGCACCUGAGGCACCCCAAGAAGUCACUCUCGACGAUGUUCAACAUUUUGCUGAUAGUGGUCUUUUGUCACUUGCUCCGUCUCGUCCGUUGCCCAUACGUCCCUUCCCCGUGCAACCAGCGCCCAAAGGCGCUAGUUCCUAUGCCAGUGUUGGGCCUCUAGAUCGUAGCAAAAACAAACCGAGAAAGUGGCAGAUCACUCAGCGUGAAAUUAGAACAAUCUCAGGAGGCAGAUGGAUCGCCCGAACCUGGAUCGGUGACAAGGAGAGCGGGCUUCCUCUUCCCGCGGACGCCGGCCUUGCGCCUGGUGAUGGAACGCCCGGCACGCCUGGGUCAGCUACGAAUGUGAAGCCCGCCAAACAUCCGAAAAUAAGGCUUAUUCAGAGAGCGUUGGCCUCGAGGGGAAGCCCUCUAGCAAAAGACACUGAUUCCAGACGGUCUUCUGAGAUGCCACGAACCCGAGAACCAUCCCUAGAUACAGAAAUGCUGUCCCUUGCAGGGGAUGGUGAGCCUGAGCCUGCCAAACAAGCACAAGGAGGCGAUUCUGAAGUGGACGUGUUCCUCGGUGAAUAG
Molecule: messenger RNA, 1245 nt
Organism: Cantharellus anzutake
Lineage: Eukaryota; Fungi; Basidiomycota; Agaricomycetes; Cantharellales; Hydnaceae
Exons: 3
Coding region: 1-1245 (414 amino acids)
Source: RefSeq, a predicted model, not a curated record